Molecule: messenger RNA, 1668 nt
Organism: Lodderomyces jiufengensis
Lineage: Eukaryota; Fungi; Ascomycota; Pichiomycetes; Serinales; Debaryomycetaceae
Gene: SRP54
Product: RNA-binding signal recognition particle subunit
Exons: 1
Coding region: 1-1668 (555 amino acids)
Biological process (GO): SRP-dependent cotranslational protein targeting to membrane; SRP-dependent cotranslational protein targeting to membrane, translocation
Cellular component (GO): signal recognition particle, endoplasmic reticulum targeting; cytosol
Molecular function (GO): 7S RNA binding; endoplasmic reticulum signal sequence receptor activity; GTPase activity
Source: RefSeq, a predicted model, not a curated record
AUGGUUUUAGCAGAUCUUGGAGAAAGACUUCGAGGUGCCCUUUCCUCUGUGGAGAAAGGUACUGAUGACGAAAUUCAACAAAUGAUUAAAGACAUAUGUUCUGCAUUAUUAGAAUCAGAUAUAAAUGUCAAAUUAGUUGCAAAAUUAAGAGGCAAUAUACGAAACAAGAUUGAAGAAGAAAAUGUUAUCAAAGAAUCAUCAUCUCAAAACAAAAGGAAAAAAUUACAAAAAAUCAUUUAUGACGAGUUAUGUGCAUUAGUUGAUUCUCAUGUUGAACCACCAAAACCAAAAAAGCUUUCAGCAACUACCAAAACAAUUAAUGGGAAAAAAGUUAGAGUAUCAAAAGAAUCAAGUCAUGUUAUAAUGUUUGUUGGUUUACAAGGUGCGGGUAAGACAACUUCAUGUACAAAAUUGGCAGUCUAUUACAAAAAGAGAGGUUUUAAAGUGGGUUUAGUGUGUGCUGAUACUUUCAGAGCUGGUGCUUUUGAUCAAUUGAAGCAAAAUGCAAUUAAAGCAAACAUUCCAUAUUAUGGAUCCUACUUAGAACCAGAUCCAGUUAAAAUAGCAUUUGAAGGUGUACAAAAAUUCAAACAAGAGAAAUUCGAUAUAAUCAUAGUUGAUACUUCAGGUAGACAUCGACAAGAAGAACAAUUAUUUAAUGAAAUGAUACAAAUUGGAGAAGCCGUUCAACCAAGUCAAACAAUUAUGGUAAUGGAUGGAUCAAUUGGUCAAGCAGCUGAAUCACAAGCUCGUGCAUUCAAAGAAAGUUCCAAUUUCGGUUCUAUAAUAUUGACAAAAAUGGAUGGUCAUGCAAAAGGUGGUGGUGCUAUAUCAGCGGUUGCUGCUACAAAAACUCCGAUUGUAUUUAUUGGUACUGGUGAGCAUAUUGGAGAUUUAGAAGUAUUCAAACCAACAACAUUCAUAUCAAGAUUAUUAGGAAUUGGUGAUAUACAAGGACUUAUAGAUCAUGUUCAAUCUUUAAAUUUAAAUAAUGACGAAGGUCAUAAACAAACUAUAGAGAAUAUAAAAGAAGGUAAAUUUACUUUAAAAGAUUUUCAAAAUCAAAUGAAUAAUUUUAUGAAAAUGGGACCACUUACAAAUAUUGCAUCAAUGAUACCCGGUUUAUCUAAUAUCAUGUCACAAGUUGGAGAAGAAGAAACGUCACAGAAAAUAAGAAAUAUGAUUUUUAUAAUGGAUUCAAUGACAACAAAAGAAUUAGAGAGUGAUGGUAGAAUUUUUAUAAAAGAACCUAGUAGAAUCAUUAGAGUUGCAAGAGGCUCUGGUUGUAGUGCAGUAGAGGUUGAAAUGAUUUUACAACAACAUAGAAUGAUGUCAUCAAUGGCAAAAUCAGCUAUUGCUGCUCAAGGUCAACCAGGACAAAUGGGAGGUGGUUCACAAAUGCAAAGAAUGAUGCAACAAGCUCAAUCUAAUCCAAAUUUUAUGCAACAAGCUAUGAGUAUGUUAGGUGGAGGUGGUGGAGCUGGUGCUGGAGGAGCUGGAGGAGCUGGUGGAUUAGCUGGAAUGAUGAAUAAUCCUGCUAUGAUGCAACAAGCUCAACAAAUGAUGAGAAGUAAUCCGCAAAUGAUGCAACAAGCACAACAAAUGAUGAAAGAUCCUCAAAUGAUGCAAAGAAUGAUGCAACAAUUCGGUGGAGGAAUGGGUAUGUAG